Melospiza melodia melodia is the source of this 4554-nucleotide messenger RNA. RefSeq names its product PARP1 binding protein (gene PARPBP). The record is from RefSeq and is a predicted model, not a curated record. The transcript is spliced from 11 exons. Gene Ontology annotation, biological process: negative regulation of double-strand break repair via homologous recombination. Gene Ontology annotation, cellular component: chromatin. Lineage: Eukaryota; Metazoa; Chordata; Aves; Passeriformes; Passerellidae. The coding region runs from base 529 to 2262 and encodes 577 amino acids.
AGGGCACGGCAGCGUUCAGGGCAGGGCUGCAGGACCUGGGGUGGCCCAGCCGGACCGCUCGGCCGCAAUGGUAAUGCCCAUUCCGGCUUCUGGGUGUUAGCGACGGCUCCGUGGGGGUUUGGGCUCGUUCGGGCUGUUUCGGUGUGAGCGACAGGUUUAAAACCUCCUCGUAGAUACUCAUCCAAAUGUAUAGCAAAUGCAGAAAGUACUGAAGACACUCUGAGGCUGCUUUUGGAGACAGAGACUCAUAUUUGUGAUAACAUUCCGUUAUGUUGGCAUAAUGUACAAGGAAAGUAUGGGCUUCAUGAAGGCGUGACAUGCAUAAGCACUUUUAACCCCUUAUCUUCAUAGUUGCUCUGUUACAGUGAGGCAAGUCUGGUUUAGUUGGAAGAGUUUAUUCUGGGAACUUGGCCUUUAAGAAGAUACAAAAGGGUUUGCACAGCUUGUAGGGAAGUGAAGACCUGCAUAUUCCUCUGGCAUAGUUAUAUUUGUUUUUCUCUUGAUUAUAUCAGUCUUCUAGUCUAGACAAUGGUUUCAUUCCAGCAAAAAAUUUUACACUUGGUGAAGUGUUUCAGAAGACAAUGGCCUUUAUUUUCCAACUCUGAAAGGACUACUGUAUGUGGAGCAGACUGCAUGUUGAUGGCGUUACAACUGUCCAUGGCUGAAGUCAAUAAACAGCACCAUGGAGACUUCACAGUAUCACUUAGUGAUGUGUUGGAAACAUGGAACUAUUUGUUACAUGACAAACUUGGAUUGUAUGAAAACAUGAAAGAACCUGAAAAUUAUGCUGAUGUGAAAAAAGCCUAUCAUGCCUUCUUAGCAAGAAGCAAUAUGUUAGAUUUAAUAGACAUAUAUCAGAAGUGCUGUAGUCUUGGACUUUUAGCUGAAGAUGAAAGCAUAUACCCUGUUCAACUGUUGGAAUUUAUUUCUGGUGUAAUGAAUGCACAAGAAAAUAAUGGUUCUGUUGUUUCUACUCCUACACAAAUCAACAGACAGGGCCAGGAGCAUGUGAAGGUGGCAGUCCUGGCAAAGAAGUCUGUCUGUUCAUAUUUAAGCCUUUUGGUGAAUUCUAAGGAUGAUCUGGCAUUGGCUCAUAUUCUAAAUAUUCCUGACAGAGGACUUGGUAGAGAAGCCUUCACUAACCUCAAACAUGCCUCACAGGAGAGAAAAAUGUCCAUUUUUCUGAUGGCAACAUCUUUUAUCCGGACCAUAGAACUUGGAGGAAGAGACUCUGCAUCUUCUUUGUAUGAUCCUUUAAGACCCCAUGUAAAAGGGCUUUCCAGCUUUGUUAAUUUUAUUGACAAGCUGCAGGAAAUUGUUGGUGAAAUCUUAAAUACAAGAAUUGCAGGGGGGCGAAUUCUGUCAACAGUGAAGAUGCAUUUGAUAAAAGGCCGAAGCAAUGGGGAUCCUUUCUGUCAGGCAGUAGAGGAAGCUGUACAAGACUUGGAUUUGAAGAUUAAAAAUAUUAUCGAUUCACAACAGGAAACCUCAACUGCUAGCACUACUGGAGUCAGUCCAGCACGGCCAAAAUUGCAUUCCAUAAAUCAUGGCACUGCUUAUUGUGGCAGGGAUACUAUAAAAGUCUUGCUAGUUCUUCUGGAUGAAGAAGCUGUUAGUCCUCCUACCCAGAACAAAGCAGAUCUGUUGUGUGACAAUGAAAACUUAAAUUUGUGUGGCAUCACCUCUGUUUUGACGCUCUUCAGAUCUCCAGCACGAUCCAGUGGCUCUUCUCCAAAACCUCUCAGACAACGUAUUCUGAAAUCUAUGGAUGAAAAAGUAAUUAAGAUGAAGCAAUCUUCAAUUAAAUCCCAGUUUGCCUGUACAUAUAAAAAUGAUUUGAGUGAAAUGAGUGGCCAGCAUUCCCGUGCAAUUCCAACCUGCAAACAUUCUGUACCAAAGCAACAUUUAAAAGCUGGAAAGCCCACAGAAGGUCCAAAUUCAUGUCUUGAUGUACCAGGGCUUGGAACUAUUUCUGAAAGUGUUCACCAGACUAGAAGUUAUACAGAAAUGGGAAAGCUGAGUUGUCAGCCAAGGAACAAGAACUCUGAGAAUGAACAGAUGGAUCUGAAUAAUGACAAAAUAAUCUGUGACAAGGAAAGUGAACCAUCUUUGCAAAAAAAUACUAAAAGACUGAAGACUUCAAGCAGCUCUAAGAAGGAAUUGGACAGCAAAAUUGGUGGAAAAAGAAAACAGACCAAAAGUGCAAGUAAGAAUAAGUUGAUUGCUGGUCAGGCAAAAUUAACUCGCUUUUUUCAACUCUAAGUUUUUGUUUUCACAUACAUGUAUGUUGGCAGAUGUAAAAUUAUGCAAGAAAACAGGUGAAAUUUAUGAAUUACUUCCUUUCAUAUGUAAAUAAUUGAAAGUAUCUUGUGUAUUAUAGUAGACAAUUACUUAGAAGCCUGGAUCAUGCUGAAGUAUUUUAUUUUUUAAUAACAGUACAUUGUUAAUGAUUACGCUGUUAUUUUUGGUAAUGAAUUAUGUAUCUCUCUACAAUGCAAUGGGAAAUUAAGUUUGGAUGUGUAUGUACAGUUACACUAACACUCAGUAACUUCAAAUUACAUUAAAUUGAGAAUAAAAUGUUUAAUCUUCAGAGAAGGUGGUGGAGAUCAGUAGUUUUCACACUUGCCAACAAGGUCGAUAGACUCUUCCCAGCAUACACCUGAGGACUACAGGAGAGAAAAAGAGCUUGAAAAUUUAAAUCAUCAAAGAACCAGAAUUCUUAUGGCUUCUGGAAAUAUUAAUUUAACAAAUGCUCCCUCCCCUGUGCACCAAAUCAUAACAGUCAUGUAGUCUCUAAAUGAACAUAUAACAAAUUGCUAUAUUGACAUUGUAGUAUACUUUACCAAAAUUAAAUAAUUUUCUGUGUAAAAAUAAAAUAUAUUUACUGUCAAAAUCUCUUCUUCCAAUAGGUAAUUUAGCUGAAUUUUCUUCAUCUGUGGUCUCUCUUUCCUGUAUCGACUCAAUAUUUUGAAUUUCAGUGUCAGCUGGAAAAGCCAUGGCUCCCUUCAGUGCAGGAUAAGGUAGUUGCUUUCUACCUAAGUUGAUUGGCAUAACAUGAUUGAAGAAAUCAUGCCUGGAACCUCUGUCCUGUUUUGCGGGAAGACAAGAGGUUUAUCUUUAUUUAAAGUUAAUUGUAUCACAUUUUGUUCUUUAUAUUCCAACAGGGCAGUUAUUUUAUCUUUCAAAAUCAUACCUUAAUAGUUAUGACCUGUAUUGCAUCCUUGGCCAAAAUGGUGUAAUGAACAUAAUUAAAUAAUGAGUCCCAUGUUUGGCAAAGUUAAAAACCUGUUGCUGCAUAUAGGGACAUCAUCAAAUAUAAAUACAGGUUUCUUCCUAUCCCCUCCACCCCAACCCCCAUCCUCCAAGUUUUGGCUACUGUCUGUGAAAAUCAGAUUUAAUUCAACUGUCUGAGUUACACAUUUAGAAUCUUGGCAUUAGAUAUAUAGAGUUGAACUUUUUUUUCUUGACUGUUAUGUUGAACUGGUAUUUUAAUAUAUUUACCUGGUUAUUGAUUUAAAUUGUUGCACUUGUUUUCUAAAGGGGUGUAAAUGAAUUUCAAUAUUUCAAUUAAGCCAAAAUUUAAAACUGAACUCACCAAAAACUUCAUGUUUCCAGCAUUCUUAUCAUUGAAAACACUGCUGUCUUCAGUCUUGUAGUGCUUCAGCAAAGGUAUAGCUCCUCUGUUCAUACUUUUAUCUCCAUUUUGUAGAGUUUUUCCUAGAUUUAAUGCAGCAAGCAACAUAUCUUCCUCUUCUACGUCUUGCAGAGACUUUGAAACUGAGAGUAGAAAACCUUGAGAAAAAAGAGAGAGAAGGGAGAGAAUUAGGAGAUAUGAUGAGAUGCACAUUUUUUAGUCAUUUAAUGCUUGCAUAAAGGUUUGGCACUUCUCAAAUUCUGAGAAAUCUUUCCCAGUGGUAAAUAAUUGUGUUUUCCAUUUCUGGAAUGGCACACUUUAUAUAUUUUACAGAUUGAAUGGAAACUACUUCAAUGGCUGAUGAGUUCAUGCUUUUAAAUGACUCAUAUCAAAGUGUAACCUUUUCUAUAAUCCUUCUAAUCCCAUCUGUUUAGAACUAAAACAUUUCUUUGUCAUACCUAAUUUGUUUCUUUUUAUGUUUUUAGAAGAGAUUAGUUUCUUUUGGUGGAUCAAUAUGGCAAAGUUCACAGAAAAAGUGAUGUCCAUUUGAGUUGUUUAUAAAGCCUUACCUCUGGUUAAGGCAAUUUAAGAAGAGUAACUAAUCUACAUAAGUAAGAGGGAUUCUUGUGUGAUGCAUCAUGGUUGUGAAACUGGAUUCACAAAAGAGCUGAAAUUCUGGAAAUUUGAUGAUGACUUAGACUGCUACCACGUAAAAGCUGAAAUAAUUAAUUUGUGUUUUGAUGUCUGUUAUGUCAGGUGGCAUUAUACCAAAGAGCUAAUGGCUAGAAAUGUUUAUUAGUACCCAUAGUCAAAUAUGCUUGUUAAGAAUGUAGAAAGAAAAGUAAACUUCAGUUUUUCAUUUGAAAUGUAUUUGAAAUGUGUUUAUUACCCUGGAAGCAAAUAUAAAUGUUUCUGCACAC